Messenger RNA from Tilletiaria anomala UBC 951, 1630 nucleotides. RefSeq lists its product as uncharacterized. The transcript has a single exon. The coding region runs from base 257 to 1522 and encodes 421 amino acids. NCBI's taxonomy places the organism in Eukaryota, Fungi, Basidiomycota, Exobasidiomycetes, Georgefischeriales, Tilletiariaceae. The record is from RefSeq and is a predicted model, not a curated record.
CUUGACGAAGCGCCUUUGGAUCCCAGCUUGGAGGAGAGUGUUGAGGAUCGCUUCCCCGCGUCCGCUCCGGUCUUUGACAGCUGUUCCGCGCCGAACGGCCGAGGUGCGGAGCGGGAGGGACAACUGGCGAAGUUGAUGAGAAGCUUGCUUACUAGAGGAUUCAGGACAUACAGAAGCGCUCUUGGUCCUCAGAACGCCUUCAGGUGCAGUCUUUAAAGAGCGCCGCAUAAAAUUACGCAAGCAGUUCGCCCAGGUCAUGGCGUCUGCAAAGGGUCCGACGCCGUCGGAUGCGCCUCUGACCGCAUCAGUUGGACCACCGACCCCGGCAGACCUCCGGACGGCCGUUAAUCAGAUCCAGUCUCUACUCUUGUUACUCGAUUCUACUUCUGAUCUGAGCCAACCGACAUCCACAUCUGGAGAAGCGGACCUACUCAGCGCUGCAACUCCCCGCGGUGGGACGAUCGCGAAUCUCACUCCGAUCAAUCGCCCAGAGGAACAAGAGGCGGACGAUGCCGCAUCCGACUCAUCCGACGCACCUCUUAUGCAGCAGCGAGGAGGUGGCGGGAACAACAGUCUCCCGAAUAAACCCUCUCCUAAUGCACAGGUCACUUCGCAACCUGGCUUGGCGCAAAUGCUACCUGCCUUGCUGCUGCCGCUACAACCCGCGACGCCGGCAUUGAUCGCGCAGCUCAACAUGGAAUCCGUCGCGAUGGGCUUCCCGAACAUCAUGUCGCGCUAUCGCGGCGCCGUACAGCACGCAUUCAACCUCGUUGGAGACUUGCACCGUGGCAUCGAGAUGCUCAGCAACCCCAUGCCGGAUCCAGCCAAUCCUUUGCGCACAAGGCAAGCGGCGCUGAGCGUCGCGGGACGACUCAUGCACGAGACGCCCAAAGAACAGCUGGAGACGCGGAUCGAGCGGGUGAAAAAGCGUCAAAAGUUGACCAAAGACGCCGAGCAACAGCGACGGCCAGAGGAAGAAGAGCCUGCGGUAGCCCAGCUCAAGAUGGAGAGUAACGAGCGCAAUCACAGCAAGUCAGUCUACUACGUUCCAUCGAGUGCAGUACAGGGCAUCCCGGCAGAUGCAACCGAUGAGCAGACGUGGUUAGAGUACGCGAAAUCCAUCGAGCAGCACCUCUCUCAGCGCAGAAUCAAGGUGCGAAUACGAUGCAGCCACUGGGCUUCAACGGGUGGGACGAGCAUCGUCCUGGUGGACCUCCCAAGCGUGAUGAGCUGCUAUAUCUCAUUCAUCGUGUCCUCAGGCCAGGCAUAUCUCACACGGGUGGUGGUGCGUUCUGCAUCCGAACAGGCGGAUCUCGAGAGAGUAGAGAGCGCUGCAGGCGUAUCGACGCUGCCUUUACGGGCGUCACGCUUCCCCGCGUUCAGAUUGAUCGCGAAGGAGGUUUUCGCGCGGUCAAUUCAGGCGGAUGCGGAUGCGGAUCAAGAUGCUGACAAGACCGCUUGGAGGCGCUUAGGCAUUGCAAUUCUUCACCUAGCUGCAUAUUCUAACCAAGGGAAACAAUGAAAUAAUCUACAUGGAGGAUUGCGUUGAACGUUGUUGAACGUUUGCAAGCUGCACGCAACAUGCUUCUUUUUGUACUGCAGCAGGAGACCAUCCGUUCUAUUCUUGUCA